Molecule: messenger RNA, 731 nt
Organism: Brassicogethes aeneus
Lineage: Eukaryota; Metazoa; Arthropoda; Insecta; Coleoptera; Nitidulidae
Source: the annotation of a GenBank genome assembly
AUGAAAUCUCAAAAAUCGGAAGAUAUAAAAUCAGACGACGAAUUCAACACAGCGUCAGAUUGCACUUUACAACAUUCGCGAUCCUCUUCAUACAACACAGCCUCAGAAUGCGAUCAGCAAUAUGCUCCAUGGUGGGAGCACGGGAAAGAUGAUGUAGACGAAAAUGUAAGCAAGGAAAAAAUGGUUCUCGCCGUGGGUCUUCCGCAACUUCCGCUGGCCAAAACGGUCCUGAAGCCGUCCCCUGAGGCACCUCCAGGCAAAAUUGUGCACGAAGUCAUCGAGACCACUCACUUAAAGGUGCAGCAUUCGCAUACAAUGGGCGUGAGGUCUUUUGUACUAUCUUCUGAGACAGUUAGGAAUAAAAGUGCUGUAGCAUCAACUACGAGGGAAGAAAUUAUAAGGGUCAGGGAUGAGGAGGGAAAGGAAGUUGUAAUUCCUGUGGAGAAGAAUGUGGAUGAGGAAGAGUUUAAGAGAAGAAUGAAGGAGGUAGGUUGUUUUGAGAAUGGAGCUUGGAAUUAUCAUAAAGUUACUAAACAAGCAAUUAAAGGAUUUAUUUAAUUUUUUAUGCAUAAUUUUCUUUGUUAGAUUAAUUAUUUUUAAAUGUGAUUAUAUUGUGCCAAUUACUAAAUUUGUUUAGAAACCUUUUAGCAACCAAUUUCAGCACACAAGUUCUUUUAUUAUGUAAUUGUAAUUACAGAAAUUAUAUUAAUUUAUACAUUUUGCUUAAUAAA